AUGGUGGUCGGCAACAGAAUUAGCUCUGCCGUUUCUUUGCUAUUACUUUGCCUCUCGUUUUUAUUUUACGACAAAUUAUCGAGGAAGGACAGGACAGUAUGUGAAGGGAACUCGAUUGUUAACCCACCUUGUGUGGGGAAAACACUUGAAAUACAAAGUCAAGGAAUUUAUACGGUGAGGAGAGCGAAGGAUCGUCACGGACGACGAUUUUUGUCUGGGAAAAUUCUCUAUACAACGAACGGUAUUAGCACAUUCAACAUGGAAAGAAAACUGCUAACCUGUGGAGACGUUUCACCUAACCCAGGACCAAAAGGAAGCAAUUCCAAGUAUUACUGCAGGGAGUGCCGUAAGAAGGUCAGACGAAAUCAAAACGCUAUUAUCUGCACGGACUGUGAAGCUCGAUUUCAUGCAAAAUGUCUUAAAAUAUCUAGUUGGACAAACAAAAACAACACCAUACAGUCCAAUAACGAUUGGGUGUGUACUAUGUGCGCAUUACCAAACUUUAGUGACUCGCUUUUUGAAAAUAAUCAUUGCGAACUCACGACUCCUGAAAUAGCAGAUUCGGAAACUAACAACAAAUCAAUCUUGACUGAUAAUUUAAAACAGUUAAGGGAUGCUAAUCAUCAGAAAUGUUUAAUAGCUAGCUUAAAUGUAAACAGUCUACCGAACAAAUUUGUCGAAAUCAAAGAGUGGCUACGCUGUGGUGUUUUCGAUAUUCUCUCAAUUCAAGAAACAAAAAUUGAUAAAACCUUCCCAAAUUUUCGAUUUUACGUCGAAGGAUUUAAAUAUUUUCGUAGGGAUCGAAAGAAAGGCGGAGGCGGCAUUAUUGUCUACAUAAAAGAAAGCAUUAUUGCACAACAAAAGAAAAUUGCAUGCAAACAGCUCGAGACCAUUCUACUUCAAUUACGCAUUGGACAGCGACAAUUUGCAUUAAUCAGCGCAUAUAAACCACCCUCGGUAGACAAUAGCGCGUUCACCACUGAAUUAUCAAUGGUAUUAGACGAAGCGUUUCUAUUAAGCGAAAACAUUGUUUGCACUGGAGACUUGAAUUCUGAUUUAUUGCAGCCUCUGUCCAACAAUAAACAAGGGAAAUUCUUGCUGGAUAUUUGCGACAUUUGCGAUUUAGAUUCUCUUAUUAAUAAACCAACGCGAGUAUCAGAAAAUCGAUCGUCUUGCCUUGAC
Paramuricea clavata is the source of this 1182-nucleotide messenger RNA. The record is from the annotation of a GenBank genome assembly. Lineage: Eukaryota; Metazoa; Cnidaria; Anthozoa; Malacalcyonacea; Plexauridae.